GUAAAACGUACACCUUUUAAGUAAACACUUUCACCACAACGUGCUACACUGCCAACUGCUUGACUCUUAUUUCAUCUUCUUACUACCCACCCUAUCCUUAUAUAUCCCCAACUCUUCGUUUCUUUUCAAACUCUUCCAUCAUUACAUUUUCGUACACCCCUUUGCAUCCUCCUUAUAAACAAACAAACAAGAACAUAUUUCAAAGAGAAAGUAUAUACACAUAUAUACACACAUACAACCCUAAUAUGUAUAUGUGUGGUGGUUCUAAUAAUGCCAUGGUGUUUUCCAUGCCAUACGAUGGAGAGUCACCUACUUCCUCCGCCGUUGAUUGUACGCUUUCUUUGGGUACGCCGGCCACUCGUUUAGCCGGAGAUUACGAGAGGAACACUCACCAUGAGAGAAGGCCCUCUUGGUCCGCUAGUUUCUGUUGGGAUAUUUUACAAAACACGACGGCGGUGGUACCUUCACAGAAAGCUAACCUUGGUGGUGGUAAUGGCGGAACAUCCGCCGCCGGUGACCCUUUACUCGCUAGGCGGUGCGCUAACUGUGACACCACUUCCACCCCACUUUGGAGGAAUGGCCCCCGCGGCCCUAAGUCGCUGUGUAAUGCAUGUGGAAUCAGAUUUAAGAAGGAAGAGAGGAGAGCCAACGCGGCGGCGACUGGUGGAAGCGAUAUGACGGAGAUACAACAUUACCAACCGGUGAUGAACGGGAACCCGUGGCUUCACCACCCUCAAUCUACCCAUAAACUAUCGUCAUGCUAUUCUCCGGCGGCGGCGGCGGCGGCGGUGAAAGGGAACGAGUUUAGGUUCAUUGAUGACGUGGACGACAGAGAUUCUCCGUUUCUAUCAUGGCGUCUCAACGUUACUGACAGACCAGGCCUCGUCCACGGGUUUACGAGAUGAAGUGGGCCCCGAUUAGUUACAUGAUGACGUAGACUCUAAUUUGAUUUAUUAUAUUUCCAGAGUAAAAUAGUUUUAGUCCAGAGCAUUACUUUUGUGAUUACUAGUACUUUGUGCAUUGGUACUCGUUAAUCGGUUGUCGAUUUCUGCUUUGGAAAAGGACCCGCUUUAUUUAUUUAGUUUAAUUAAUGGUGUCCUUUUUUGUUUAUUCGGUCAAACGUAUAUGUUUCGGUCUCAAGAAAUAACUUUUUCCCAAAUGUAUCUCAUG
This is a messenger RNA of Lactuca virosa, 1170 nucleotides long. The record is from the annotation of a GenBank genome assembly. NCBI's taxonomy places the organism in Eukaryota, Viridiplantae, Streptophyta, Magnoliopsida, Asterales, Asteraceae.